Linum trigynum is the source of this 441-nucleotide messenger RNA. The record is from the annotation of a GenBank genome assembly. Lineage: Eukaryota; Viridiplantae; Streptophyta; Magnoliopsida; Malpighiales; Linaceae.
AUGCUGGCUGGCUGGUCGCUCGGCGUCGUGGAGCUGAUCGGAGGUGGUCGCGACGGUACAGAGUUGAGGGCGGAGGCUUCCUGUUCCUGGGUCGCGACGGGACGGAGGCUUGCAGGCUGCAGCUGGGUCGCGAGUCGCGACGUCACGUCGCAAAGAGGAGGGAACGAACGGCUACUCCGCGGCGACCAGCAACGAGAGAAGGUCAGUCGCCGUCGCCGUCGUGAUGGUCUGAGACUCCGUCGACGGCGCGAUGGUCCGAGAGUCUCCGAUGGCGAUGGGCGAUGCUUUCACUUACUCUCGAGGGAGAGGGAGGCGGCAGGCGGAAUGAAGAGAGGCUUACCCAGCGCAACCCUACAGACGACAGAGAACAGAGGCCAUGGGUUAGUGGGCCGGGGUAAGUGGGUAUUGGGUUGGCCUGUCCCUGGGCUGGGCUCAAAAUAA